Messenger RNA from Archocentrus centrarchus (flier cichlid), 1268 nucleotides. RefSeq names its product tRNA selenocysteine 1-associated protein 1. The record is from RefSeq and is a predicted model, not a curated record. Gene Ontology annotation, molecular function: tRNA binding. The coding region runs from base 148 to 1086 and encodes 312 amino acids. The transcript has 9 exons. Gene Ontology annotation, cellular component: nucleus. Gene Ontology annotation, biological process: selenocysteine incorporation. NCBI's taxonomy places the organism in Eukaryota, Metazoa, Chordata, Actinopteri, Cichliformes, Cichlidae.
ACGUAGUGGCUUUUGUAGCGUGACGUAGCACGUAAUGUUGUAUGCUGUCUGUUAAGCUAAUCGGCGUGUGUGUGCUGGUAGCUUCGACGUAGUUUACAACUAAGAUUGUAAGUUCAUCCGUAGCUGAAUAAUCACAUUGGCAGCAGCAUGAGUACGUUAUGGAUGGGGAACCUGGAGUCCUAUAUGGAUGAGAAGUUUAUCACCAGAGCUUUUUCCACCAUGGGUGAGCAGGUGGUUAAUGUGCGGAUCAUACGCAACAAGAUGACAGGUGUGUCGUCCCCCAGGGGUGCUCUGGGUUACUGUUUUGUGGAGAUGACAGACGAGGCCACAGCCGAGAGGUGUCUCCGUAAAAUCAAUGGAAAACCUUUGCCAGGAGCCAACCCGCCCACAAGAUUCAAGUUGAACCGAGCAACCUUUGGAAAACAGGACAGCGGUCAGAUGUAUUCUCUGUUCGUUGGAGAUCUAACUCCAGAUGUGGAUGAUGGGAUGCUUUAUGAGUUUUUUUACAAUCGUUACCCUUCCUGUCGUGGUGGAAAAGUGGUACUGGACAGCAUGGGCAACUCCAAGGGCUGUGGCUUUGUUCAGUUCCCAGAUGAGCGGCUGCAGAAGCGGGCAUUAGAGGAGUGUCAGGGUGCUGUGGGCCUGGGUGGCAAACCUCUGAGACUGAGCCUGGCUGCUAACAAUUUAAAGAACAAGCAGCAGCAGCAGCAGUCAGAGCACAAAGCGUGGCAGUCCACAUCUGGAUACAGGCACAACUAUGACCAGUACACCCAGUACCAUCAGCAGGCCUAUCCUGGGUUUUAUUCUUCCUGGGGCUAUGACCAGACUGGAGGAAUGUAUGGCUACAACUAUCCACAGUAUGAUUACUCACAGUAUUCUGCUGCACAGGAGAGUGAAACUGUUGAGGAGGACGACGGACUGGAAGAUCCAAGUCUGGAGGUGGAUGUGGUGGAGGCCAACAGGAAGUUCAUGGAGCACAGUGAGGAGCUGUACGAUGCACUGAUCGAGUGUCACUGGCAGUCUACAGAGUUAUCUACAGAGCAGGACUAUAUGACAUCCAGCCUCCCAGAACCCAUUUACUGCUGAAACUGGACUAUUUUUUUAUUUUUUUUUCUGCCGAUUUUAACGUUUAAGUUUUUUCCUCUAGUUUUUCUCCUUGUUCACAUGGAUUAUGUUUUUUUCUAAGAAGAUAAUGAAAAUAAGUUAAUGGAUUUUAUUCAAGUGUAUAAGCCUGCUGAAAAUUAAACAGCCAAAAGUGUACAACCUGC